Molecule: messenger RNA, 837 nt
Organism: Eutrema salsugineum
Lineage: Eukaryota; Viridiplantae; Streptophyta; Magnoliopsida; Brassicales; Brassicaceae
Exons: 7
Coding region: 1-837 (278 amino acids)
Source: RefSeq, a predicted model, not a curated record
AUGGAUUCAUAUGAUGCAGUUCGUGAUUUGCAUGCAUGGAGGACCGACUGGAACAUUGGCGUCAAGGUCUUGAGGCGAUGGUUUAUUGUUCAUCGAAACGGGAAUCCAGGCUUAGCAUUCGUUUUCGUUGAUGAACAUGGCUCUAGAAUUUAUUGUACUUGUGGUGCUACGUGUUAUGAGUACUUCGAGAGGGUUUGCCCUGAAGGAGGAUGGGUAAGACUGACCAAUUUCGGCUUGAUUCGGUCGGAUUGGGAAAUGAAGGAAAGAGUUACUAAACACAAAUCCCAGAUCACUCUCAACUCGGAGACCAAGGCUUCACGGAUCAGGCCAUUGUCUGAAGAUCCCUUCAUGAAUUUCGUUGAUUUUGAUGAGAUUUAUAAUCGUCCCUAUAAUCACUUGUACCCAGUCGAUCUUAUUGGAGUGUUGGUAAAUGUUGGUGAUCUCUUAACAUCUGAGUCCUCAAAUGGAAAUACUGAAAAAACGCUGAAGUUCACUAUCAAGAAUCUUGAGGAUCGGACUGUUAAUUGCUUGGCUCAUGGUGAUUUUGUUGUUGAUAUCAAGAACCAGACUGUAGGCGUAGAUGGUCCGGUUGCGAUUUGUGUAUUGACGGAUUGGGUCGUCAACAAAUAUCAAGAUGAAAUAACCAUCCAUGAUCAUGAGAAUAUUGGCUUCUCACGUUUCUUUGUUACUCCACCUAUUGACGAGGUUCUCAUCUACCGUAGGAAAUUCAUAUCUGAUAUUCUCGAGGAUCCUCCUACUCCAGAAGUGGCAAUAGCAAAAAUGAGGCUUGAAACUUCAGUUGAUUUUACCCAUUUGGAUGAUGAAUAUGAAGAUUAG